This is a messenger RNA of Aphanomyces astaci, 1079 nucleotides long. Its product is annotated as ADP/ATP translocase 1. Gene Ontology annotation, biological process: mitochondrial ATP transmembrane transport; mitochondrial ADP transmembrane transport. Gene Ontology annotation, cellular component: mitochondrial inner membrane. The coding region runs from base 64 to 1011 and encodes 315 amino acids. The record is from RefSeq and is a predicted model, not a curated record. Gene Ontology annotation, molecular function: ATP:ADP antiporter activity. The transcript has a single exon. Lineage: Eukaryota; Oomycota; Saprolegniomycetes; Saprolegniales; Verrucalvaceae.
CCGGCGUUUUGUGGGGUUGGUCACCGCUCACCUCACUUCGCAAUUUGCCGUCGCCAGAACAACAUGUUUGCUAUGAAGCCCAUUGCCACGGCCCCGACGCCGAAGGAUGACCCUGUCAAGGGAUUCUUGACCGAUUUGGCUGCCGGUGGUGUUGCCGGUGGUAUCUCCAAGACCGUCGUUGCCCCCAUCGAACGUGUCAAGCUGUUGUUGCAAGUGCAAGCCGCCUCGACCCAAAUCAAGGACCCUUACACCGGCAUCAUCAACUGCUUCACCCGUGUCGCGGCUGAACAAGGCCCGCUGUCGUUCUGGCGCGGUAACUUGGCUAACGUCAUCCGUUACUUCCCCACCCAAGCCUUGAACUUUGCCUUCAAGGACAAGUACAAGAAGCUCUUCUUGGACGGCGUGAAGAAGGACCAAUUCUGGCGAUUCUUUGUCGGUAACUUGGCCUCGGGUGGAGCUGCCGGUGCCACGUCGCUCUUGUUCGUGUACCCGUUGGACUUCGCCCGUACCCGCUUGGGUGCUGAUGUCGGUGUCGGCAAGGAGCGCCAAUACAACGGCCUCGUUCACUGCAUCCAAACCAUCGCCAAGUCGGACGGUGUUAAGGGUCUGUACCGUGGUUUCGGUGUGUCUGUGGGAGGUAUCAUUGUGUACCGUGCUGCCUUUUUCGGUGGUUACGAUACCGCGCGUGAUGUGUUGAUCACGGACCCCAAGAACGCUCCUUUGUGGCAAAAGUGGAUCGUGGCGCAAGUCGUGACCACGUUCGCCGGUGUUUUGUCUUACCCGUUCGAUACCGUCCGCCGUCGCAUGAUGAUGCAAGCUGGCCGCAAGGAUGUCUUGUACAAGUCCACUGCCCACUGCUGGUCCAAGAUCGCGUCUGAGGAAGGCCCCAAGGCCUUCUUCAAGGGUGCUGCUUCCAACGUGAUCCGUGGUACCGGUGGUGCCUUCGUCUUGGUCUUGUACGAUGAAUUCAAGGCCUUGUUGGGCUUCCAAGGCGGUCCUUCCUCGGAAUAAUUUAUUCCCGCCUUCAUAGCGACAGAGAAUAAAUUCAACGUAGAAUGUAUUGACUUCUCCCUUGUAUA